Molecule: messenger RNA, 1218 nt
Organism: Pochonia chlamydosporia 170
Lineage: Eukaryota; Fungi; Ascomycota; Sordariomycetes; Hypocreales; Clavicipitaceae
Exons: 1
Coding region: 1-1218 (405 amino acids)
Source: RefSeq, a predicted model, not a curated record
AUGUCUCGUGAAGAGUUUCCAUGCUAUUUAAGCGCUUUGGUGCCCGAGCUUAUCGAAAAUGUCCUACUACAUAUCGACUCAGUGCACGCCCUUGGCAACUUCAUCCUUGCCUCCCGCUACGUCCGUCGAGCUUUCAAGACCCGAAAACGCCACAUCAUCUGGCGCGUUCUGCACAACGAAAUCGGUCCUGUUUUGAAGGAUGCUGCUUUCCUUGGCCUCUUCCCUUAUGCUGACCCCGGCAGCAGCUUAGAUGUAAGAGCGAAGUUGGAUUAUUGGGAUGAGGUUCAUGACAAGGCUGCUCUAUACAGAGACAUGUUAGCCACACGGGUCGAAGAUAUGACGAUACCCAGUUCAGCGGAGCUAACCCAAAUCUGCCACACACUCCAUGACAUAGAUUUCCUUGUCAAAACUUACAUCGCCACGCGUCUGCCCCCAUUCAACGGCAAGGACCCGGCAACCGCGCCCCCAUCCGGCACGGAGAGAUUGCGGUUGUUUCGAGCCUUCUAUCGGCACCAGAUCAUCUGCAAUGCCUGGGCACCGACAAGGCGGGAAGCGAGCUGGCAUGAAAGGGACACAUGCGCCAUCGGUAACACUAGCGAACACAAUGGUCACCGUCUGGGUCUCUAUGCAGCGUUUGAGACUUGGGAGUUACAGCAGGUUGACCACGCCAACUAUUUCAUUACGCAGCUGUGCGUGGCACUCUGCCUCGCUACAGAUAAAGCAAAUCAGUCGAUGAGCGAAGCCACGUACAGUGAGAUUUUCUCACACGCUGACUGCCUUGUGCAGUACAUGCGAGAGCAAGCCAAUAUCACCGACAAUGCCCUCCGCGCCCUGUUACUACCAACGCGGAUACGCAGCCGACGAGCUUCCGGUCAAAUCAUUUCUUGUGAUGAAUAUUACAGGCGCUAUGACUUGAUCUGUCUUGAAUACGCCGUGCAGACCCACAGGCUGGAAAUUUUCCCAGAUCCAGAAAGGGAUCACCAUAACGUACAACAGCAACAGCAAGAUGAGGGUCGGGCAUCAAUCAACUUUGCCGGGGACGCCUUGAACAGCCCGCCAUACGGUUGGGUGGAUGCUCUGGACGGACACUACGUGAACUUUUUUGGACAAGCACUGGUCGAACUCGUUUCGCCGCCACCGCUUCCCGGCCAUGAAGAUGUGUAUUUCGAGCGACAUUCGUUUCUAGAACUGUGGAGGGGUGCUGGAUUUGCUCUUUGA